AUGGGUCUCACUUGGGCAGAAGAAGGCGAGUGGUACGUAUGCAGAACUGACGGAUGCAAGAAAUUCGCUGCAGAGAGAGGAGAAGCUUGCCGCCACUACUCAGAGGAUCCAUCCAAAGGAGGACAUGGCAUCAAAGGCAGAGCAAUAAAACCAGAUCAGAAAGUCAAAUUGGUCAAGGACGCGUAUAUUAGACAGCUUGUGGGCGACGAGUACUUCCAACGCCGCCUCAAAGAACGCCCUAAAGGCGAGAGAUCCGAACUCAAGAAAGCAAAGUGUGCAGCGACCAAGGCGGAAAAGAAGGCGGCACGUUUGGCGGCUCAAGUCCAAGCGAAUAAGACCUCCACCAGCGAAGACGAUGCAGACAACGCGCUGGAAGGGGCGGGUUCUGGUGGAAGCGCCCUUCCCACCCCUGGCUCAAAUCUCAAUCAACACACUCAAGGGCCUGCACAGCGAAGCCAAAACGCUCCAACGACGCGAUCGAGCUCCCAAGUCUCACAAGCUGGUGCACUACCUAUGUAUUCGUUCGUGCCACUUCCUGUCACUGACAUGCCAAACGUGCCAGGUCUGAGCAUCGACGAUGUAGAAGACACCGUCAUGAACGAUGUGGAACCUGAAGAUUUUACCGGCAGUCACGAUGAAGCUGGUAAGCAGGACGAGUCUGGAAACGCCGAUGGUUCCGGCAAUCACGAUGGACCUGCCGAACUGAUGGAGGUGGAUGGAGACAGCGCCAAAAUUGCUUACCAAACGUGCCUACGCACGCUGCUCGGUAUGCCUCGAGAGAUCCGCCAAAUCAUCAUCGAGUAUUCGUUCGUUCGAGGCAUGCAGAGACGCGACAAAUCGACCUCGCGUGUGCUGGACACCACAUUACUCCGAGUCUGCAGAGACCUUCGAUUCGAUGGGCUAGACGUACUCAGAUCGCGCAUGACGAUCAUCCAGAUCGUCGUACAUAGCCAGCAUAUGGCCUUGAUGGAGGAUCUGGUCAACUGGGUUCGGGCUCUUUCCGUAUUGCGGAUGGAUCACCAACUCAACGAGAACAGAUAUCUGACCGAACUGAUCCCAUCGGUCACCAUGGACGUACAUCUGAAGAAAGCCGAGCCAGAGCCAGCGCCUGCUGAAGCAAGGCUGGACACAUUCGGACAACACGCCUAUUUCGGUGGGCUAAGGUUGCCAGAUGCUUCGUCCGAUCUGGACUCGGACUCAGACUCAGAAGACGAAGCUGAUCCACCAAUGCCGGAUAUCCACAUCCCACUCAACUUCAAGUUCGCCACGGAGGCCUGGCUUGACCUCAUUGAGCACUUACAGCUCACCGCCGCAGACGGCGUCCUUGAGCGACUGCACGUCACAUUCGGCAACCAUAGCAUGAUCCCCUCGCAGCGCAAUAACGCUCUGACUGCGCUAUGGUCGCUUGGAAUCCUCCGCAACGUUGGUGGCGGCGAUGUUGGUAACGUGGGGAUCCACAGUAAGGCGCCAUGGUGCGAUGAACUCCAUGAACCCGCCAGACAAAACGCCAUUCAACCCGCCAUCCGCCGUCUUCGCCGACUGAUGGUUUCUCACAAGAGAGGCACACCAGGAAAGAACCGUCCUGAGAUGGAGGAGCGCAUGGAAGAGGCCAUAAAGAAGCUUAGGAGGCAUUUCAGAGCCCCGAGCGUCAAGAAGGACCUGGAAGGCGCCUAUGGCGUGUUGAACGCAUUGAAGCGUUACUGGACUUACUGA
Messenger RNA from Cyphellophora attinorum, 1713 nucleotides. RefSeq lists its product as uncharacterized. The coding region runs from base 1 to 1713 and encodes 570 amino acids. The record is from RefSeq and is a predicted model, not a curated record. The transcript has a single exon. Lineage: Eukaryota; Fungi; Ascomycota; Eurotiomycetes; Chaetothyriales; Cyphellophoraceae.